UUCUGUUGUACGUUUGUAACUUGUUGUAGCCACUCCUGAAUCUUCCUUCCUUUUCUGUAGAUCUCUUUGUUUUCCCUCCACACUUUCCCAGGAAAAUGAGAGAAAUCCUCCACAUCCAAGGUGGUCAAUGCGGUAACCAGAUCGGAGCCAAGUUCUGGGAAGUGAUCUGCGACGAGCACGGCAUCGACAACACCGGCAAGUAUAGUGGCGACUCAGAUCUGCAGCUGGAACGCAUCAAUGUCUACUACAACGAAGCCAGUGGUGGAAGGUACGUCCCGCGCGCUGUCCUCAUGGAUUUGGAACCCGGCACCAUGGAUUCGGUCAGAUCCGGCCUCUUUGGCCAAAUCUUCCGACCCGAUAACUUCGUUUUUGGCCAGUCCGGUGCCGGAAACAACUGGGCCAAAGGGCAUUACACAGAGGGAGCUGAGCUGAUUGAUUCUGUUCUCGAUGUUGUGAGAAAAGAGGCUGAGAAUUGUGAUUGCUUGCAGGGAUUCCAAGUUUGCCAUUCUUUGGGUGGAGGCACGGGCUCUGGAAUGGGCACCCUUCUAAUUUCCAAGAUCAGGGAGGAGUAUCCAGAUCGCAUGAUGUUAACAUUUUCUGUAUUUCCUUCUCCCAAGGUAUCUGACACUGUUGUUGAGCCAUACAAUGCCACACUUUCUGUACAUCAGCUUGUUGAGAAUGCAGAUGAAUGCAUGGUUCUUGACAAUGAGGCUCUGUAUGACAUCUGCUUCCGUACUCUCAAGCUUGCCACGCCCACUUUUGGUGAUCUCAACCACCUUAUCUCUGCUACCAUGAGUGGUGUCACAUGCUGUCUUCGGUUCCCUGGACAGCUAAACUCUGACCUUCGGAAGCUGGCAGUUAACCUUAUCCCAUUCCCACGUCUCCAUUUCUUUAUGGUUGGGUUUGCACCCUUAACAUCAAGAGGCUCCCAGCAGUACCGGGCCCUAACUGUGCCUGAACUGACCCAGCAGAUGUGGGAUGCUAAGAACAUGAUGUGUGCUGCUGAUCCACGCCAUGGUCGCUACUUAACCGCUUCAGCCAUGUUCCGUGGUAAGAUGAGCACUAAAGAGGUGGAUGAACAGAUGAUCAACGUUCAGAACAAGAACUCCUCAUACUUUGUUGAGUGGAUACCCAACAACGUCAAGUCCAGUGUGUGUGAUAUCCCACCAAAGGGCCUGAAGAUGGCAUCUACUUUCAUUGGGAAUUCGACUUCAAUUCAGGAGAUGUUCAGGAGGGUGAGUGAGCAGUUCACAGCAAUGUUCAGGCGCAAGGCUUUCUUACACUGGUACACCGGUGAGGGAAUGGAUGAGAUGGAGUUCACUGAGGCCGAGAGUAACAUGAAUGAUCUGGUGGCCGAGUACCAGCAAUACCAGGAUGCAACUGCAGAUGAGGAGUACGAGGAGGAGGAAGAAGAAGAGGAGAUUACUGCAUGAGGCCUCUCUGCUAUUCUCAUAGCUUGUCAUCUAUGCAAUCCUUCAUCUUGUCUGGAAAUUAGUCUUAUGUUGCCACCUUUCAGAUGAGUGUUAUGUUUUGUGAUUAUUGAAGGCUUAGAUAGGUUGACAAGUUGACUUUGUAUUGUAUUAGAGUUGGGUUUUUGUGACUGUUUUUGUGUUCUCAAUUUGAAUCAUAAUGGGCUUGUAUUGAAAAUUUCAUCCAAUGUGGAUAAAAUUGGUGCUGUCAAUAUGAUCACUUCAAUCAUGGACU
This is a messenger RNA of Vitis riparia (riverbank grape), 1704 nucleotides long. RefSeq names its product tubulin beta chain. Gene Ontology annotation, biological process: microtubule cytoskeleton organization; mitotic cell cycle. The record is from RefSeq and is a predicted model, not a curated record. The transcript is spliced from 3 exons. NCBI's taxonomy places the organism in Eukaryota, Viridiplantae, Streptophyta, Magnoliopsida, Vitales, Vitaceae. Gene Ontology annotation, cellular component: microtubule; cytoplasm. Gene Ontology annotation, molecular function: structural constituent of cytoskeleton; GTP binding; GTPase activity. The coding region runs from base 96 to 1433 and encodes 445 amino acids.